Messenger RNA from Exophiala aquamarina CBS 119918, 1620 nucleotides. RefSeq lists its product as uncharacterized. Gene Ontology annotation, biological process: transsulfuration. The coding region runs from base 1 to 1620 and encodes 539 amino acids. Gene Ontology annotation, molecular function: cystathionine gamma-synthase activity; pyridoxal phosphate binding. NCBI's taxonomy places the organism in Eukaryota, Fungi, Ascomycota, Eurotiomycetes, Chaetothyriales, Herpotrichiellaceae. The record is from RefSeq and is a predicted model, not a curated record. The transcript has 2 exons.
AUGUCUACCAAGAUCCAGACGUCGUUUGGCCAUGCCCUGCCACCGGCGCCUCGACAUGCUAUUACCACACACGUGCCGACCUGGAGAUCUCUCGAACGAUUUCGAGAUCACGAUCCAGUGCUAAUGAGUUCUUUCACCAGCAUGUAUCCUCGCUUCUGGAUCCACCCAGACAUUGUGCAGCUCUCAUCGAAGAUCACCGAGUUCGCAGGCGAGAAGGAGAAAGCGUGCUUCAUCUUCCCAUCGAUUCAGACAGCUGAGCAUGCUGUUGCAUAUUCUACCUCUUCUGGCCGAGGAAAGGACGCGGUGCCGGCUGAUCAGAUUGCGAUCCGGAUUUUCAUGGCACAGAUCCCAUUAUUUGUGGUUUUCUUCCCUCCCCCCGCCGCAGGUGUGGUUCAUGGGUUCUGGGUUCACGCUGGAUCAGGGAUCUCUUCGCGUCUGGCAGAAGAAACCUUGAAACACUUGGACAGGCUCACGGAAAUGCAAGUCGACGACCCGAGGCUGGUCAGGGCAGCUGAUAGCCCUGCUCACACUACCCUGAGGCAGAGAAUUGCAGGGCUCCUGGAACGUGCUCCUGCGGGCCCUCCGCGGGAGAAGAAAGUGGGCGAGCACGAUGUCUACCUUUUCCAGACCGGAAUGUCUUCAAUCUACUGGGUUCAUCAAUAUCUGCUCAGCAAGUAUAACUCUACGAGUGUCUUGUUCGGAUUUGCUUUCCACUCCACGAUCCAUAUCUUAGAGGACUUUGGCCCCGGCUCCGAGUUCCUCGGGCUGGGGACAGGCGAGGAGAUUGACAAGCUUGAGCAACACCUCUCGGUGCUGUCACAACAAGGCAAGACUCCUCAAGCCAUCUGGGCCGAAUUUCCGUCCAAUCCAUUACUCGUGACGCCGGAUCUCUUUCGACUGCGGAAGCUCGCCGACAAACACGGGGUUUUGCUCAUCAUCGACGAGACGAUCGCCAGCUUCUGCAGCGUGGACCUCCUCGGCGUUGCCGACAUCGUGGUUUCCUCGCUGACGAAAUCAUUCAGCGGCUAUGCAGACCUGAUGGCAGCCAGCGCGGUGCUGAAUCCUUCCUCCAAGCGGUACGACGAACUGAAAGAAUUGUUCAGCAACCAAUACGUCAACAACUUCUUCGCCGCCGAUGCCGAGAAGCUCGAACAAAACAGCCGCAACUACCUGGAGCGCUCGGCGGUGCUCAACAACAACGCCGAACGCGUCGUCGAAUACCUGCAGGCUCAAGUGGCAAAUCCGAACAGCUGUUUGAAGAAGGUCUACUAUCCUACGGUGUCGGCUUCACUGGACAACUACAAGCCGUUCAUGCGCCAGACGACGCCAGAUUUCAAGCCGGGAUAUGGAUCACUCUUGAGCGUGGAAUUCAACACGCUGGACGCGACGGUUGCCUUCUACAAUAAUCUGAAUGUGCACCAGGGCCCGCAUUUCGGGGCGCACUUGUCGUUGAGUAUGGGCUACACUAUAGGCAUCUACGGUAAGGACCUGGACUGGGCGGCUAAGUACGGUCUCGUAACGGAGCAGGUCCGCAUCGGCGUGGGCCUGGAGGAUACGCAAGAGCUAUUGGCUGUGGUCAAGGAGGCGCUGGCGGCCGCUGAUGCGUUGGUGAAGAACUAG